AUGACGACACCCGCGAGACCAUUCCCCAGGGACGGUAGAUUGAUUUCAUUGAUAUUAGCUUCAAAAGGAAUAGAAGAUACGGAUGAAAGAGUAAUUCAUCAAUUACUGGAUUUCGCACAUCGUUAUUCAGCGGAUAUACUUAGUUCAGCACAAUCUUUAUCUGAUCAUGCAUCGCGUUCAGGACCUUUUUCAAACAAAAUCGAAAAGGAAGAUGUUGAAUUAGCUAUUCAAUUGAGGAAAAGAUACGAGUUCUUUGAAGCUCCUCCUAGGGAUUACAUGGCAACUUUGGCACACGAAUUGAACUCACAGCCAUUACCAAUCUUACCUGAAUCGUUCGAUUUAGUUAGAUUACCACCUCCACAUCAAAGAUUGGGAGAAGUCAACUUCGAUAUAAUACCUGAAUCAGAUAUACUUCUCACGGACGGUGAAGAUCACGUCCAAGGUGAAGAGAGUGGAAGUGAUAGUGAUGAAGAAGACGAUAACCAAUUAGAUGUGAAUGGAAAAGCAAAUGGCAAUGACGACGAUGAAGAGGAUAAUGAAGAUGGUCAAGGUGAAGAUGAAGAUAUGGAAGAAGUAGGUGUCCAAAUUGAUCAACAACCUACAAUGGAUAGAGAAGUAGAUGAAGAUUAUGAUGUAUAG
Molecule: messenger RNA, 639 nt
Organism: Kwoniella shivajii
Lineage: Eukaryota; Fungi; Basidiomycota; Tremellomycetes; Tremellales; Cryptococcaceae
Exons: 4
Coding region: 1-639 (212 amino acids)
Biological process (GO): RNA polymerase II preinitiation complex assembly; DNA-templated transcription initiation
Cellular component (GO): transcription factor TFIID complex; SAGA complex
Molecular function (GO): protein heterodimerization activity; transcription coactivator activity; RNA polymerase II general transcription initiation factor activity
Source: RefSeq, a predicted model, not a curated record